AUGGAGCUGGUGACGGACGCCAACUUCGACUGCUCGGGCACCGGGUUCUCACUGCAGGCCAUGGACUCGUCCCACGUCGCACUCGUCGCCCUCCUCCUCCGCUCCGAGGGCUUCGAGCACUACCGCUGCGACCGCAACCUCUCCAUGGGCAUGAACCUCGGCAACAUGGCCAAGAUGCUCCGCUGCGCCGGUAGCGACGACAUCAUCACCAUCAAGGCCGGCGACGGCUCCGACACCGUCACCUUCAUGUUCGAGUCGUCCAAUCAGGAUAAGAUUGCCGACUUCGAGAUGAAGCUCAUGGACAUCAGCAGCGAGCACCUCGGCAUCCCCGACUCGGAGUACCAGACCAUCAAGUACUACCACAUUGUGAACCCUCCUGAUGAGUAG
Messenger RNA from Hordeum vulgare subsp. vulgare (domesticated barley), 387 nucleotides. RefSeq names its product proliferating cell nuclear antigen-like. Gene Ontology annotation, molecular function: DNA binding; DNA polymerase processivity factor activity. Gene Ontology annotation, biological process: leading strand elongation; translesion synthesis; regulation of DNA replication. The record is from RefSeq and is a predicted model, not a curated record. Gene Ontology annotation, cellular component: PCNA complex. NCBI's taxonomy places the organism in Eukaryota, Viridiplantae, Streptophyta, Magnoliopsida, Poales, Poaceae. The transcript is spliced from 2 exons. The coding region runs from base 1 to 387 and encodes 128 amino acids.